Punica granatum (pomegranate) is the source of this 1546-nucleotide messenger RNA. Lineage: Eukaryota; Viridiplantae; Streptophyta; Magnoliopsida; Myrtales; Lythraceae. The record is from RefSeq and is a predicted model, not a curated record.
CUUUGCUCCUGUGGCCUCUCUCUGCUUUUGCUGCAUUCUCCUCUCUCUUUCUCUCUCUCUCACUCUCUCAACUUUCUCUCUGCAUCUGUGGCGGAAAAACCGGUGAGUCCUUUUGCCAAUAUCCAAAGCGAAAGCCUCCUCGGAAAAUCUCACUUCUCUUCUUGGCUGGGGAGGAGCUUCUGCUUUCUUGAUCUUGCUUUAGGACCCGAAAGUCCAGAGAUUGCUCCUUCGCCCUCCUUUUCUUCUGUUUCCUCAGCUGCAGAAACCUCGAGAUCCAUGCAAUGAAGAGAUGGAAGAAGAGGCGAACGGAAAUUUUCGGCGCUGGGACGAGUUGAUUCCUGAUGCGCUCGCGCUAAUCUUCAGGAACCUCUCCCUCCACGAGAUACUGACAGUCGUCCCUGGAGUGUGCAAAUUGUGGGCGAAAGCCGUGGCAGGGCCCUACUGCUGGCAAGAGAUAAACAUUGAGGAUUGGAGCAGCAGGUGCCAUCCCGAUCACAUAGACCGUAUGCUUGAGAUGCUGGUAAGGAGGAGCGGCGGGUCCAUCCGGAAACUUAAUGUCUCUGGCCUCGGUCUAAAGGACAAGGGCAUCUUCUCCUUCAUUGCUGAACAUGCCGGUUCCCUCCAAACACUGCGAUUGCCCCGGAGUGAAAUCACCGACUUAGUGGUGGAGCAGAUAGCUUGGAGGCUCUCAGCGUUAACAUUCCUGGACCUUAGCUACUGCAACAAGAUGGGGGCCCGGGCCUUGGCUAUAAUCGGAAAGAACUGCAAGUCGCUAUCAGUCCUUUGCAGAAAUAUGCCCCCGAUAAAUUCAUUAAGAAAAUCCUCGCCAGAUGAUGAAGCCCAUGCAAUUGCCUCCACAAUGCCGAGGCUCAAGCACCUUGAGAUCGCCUACCAACUUAUCACCGUUGAAAGCCUCCGGGAGAUCCUCGCAAGCUGCCCCGACCUCGAGUUCCUGGACCUAAGAGGGUGCUGGAAUGUGGGGCUGGGGCCCCAGUUCUUCAAGGAGAGGUACCCAAAACUGACUGUCCUGGGACCAGUGGUAGUGGAUAGGUACGAUGAGAGGAACGACUAUGACUGGGAGGAGUGCUCUGACUUCUCAGACGCUUCUGAGUACUUGGCCUGGGAGUUUGUGGCCGGGGAGGUCGGGGAUUACUACGAUGAUGACGACGGGAGCUUCGAUGAGAUGUGGGACGAUGAAGGCAGGCUUGAGGAGCUCGAGCUCAGGUUCUACGAAGGGAUCGACGCUGAUGCGGCGCUUUAUGGUUGGCCUCGUUCUCCCUGAAAAAACCUCAUCUCCUUUCCGGUUAUUUCUUUUCAUGCCGUUCAAGUAGAAUGCUGUUCGGGUUGGGUUUUCUUCUUCUCGUCUUUUUUCAUCUUCCUGGCAUUAGUAUGCAAUAUGCAUGUGAUAUGAUAUGAUGUUGCAUGUUGUGGGUCUUUAUCGAUGUAAAUGUCGUUUGUUGUUCCGGUGAACUAGUUUGUAUGUUCCUUGAACAAUUAUUAAUAUUGGGUAGAAGAAAAUAUAAAAUAGCCCGUGUGCCUUUGAUUA